Molecule: messenger RNA, 3438 nt
Organism: Ailuropoda melanoleuca (giant panda)
Lineage: Eukaryota; Metazoa; Chordata; Mammalia; Carnivora; Ursidae
Gene: ARSJ
Product: arylsulfatase family member J
Exons: 2
Coding region: 26-1828 (600 amino acids)
Molecular function (GO): sulfuric ester hydrolase activity
Source: RefSeq, a predicted model, not a curated record
GGAGUCUCAGCCGGGACCCAAGUGAAUGGCCUCCAGGGGCUGUGCGGGGCCUCCGCCGCCGCCGCCUUCGCAAGCCUGGGUCUGGCCGGGAAAGAUGUUAGCCAUGGGGGCGCUGGCAGCCUUCUGGGUCCUCAGCCUCCUCACCUACGGUUACCUGUCCUGGGGCCAGGGCUUGGAGGAGGAGGAGGAAGGAGCCUUGCGAGCUCAGUCUGGAGAGAGACCGGAGCCCAGCACUACUGCUGCCUCCCAACCCCAUCUAAUUUUCAUCCUAGCGGAUGAUCAGGGAUUUAGAGAUGUGGGUUACCACGGCUCGGAGAUAAAGACUCCCACUCUUGACAAGCUCGCUGCCGAAGGAGUAAAACUAGAGAACUACUAUGUCCAGCCUAUUUGCACACCGUCCAGGAGUCAGUUUAUUACUGGAAAGUAUCAGAUACACACCGGACUUCAACAUUCUAUCAUAAGACCUACCCAACCCAACUGCUUACCUCUGGACAAUGCAACCCUACCUCAGAAGCUGAAGGAGGUUGGCUAUUCAACACAUAUGGUUGGAAAAUGGCACUUGGGUUUUUAUAGAAAAGAAUGUAUGCCCACCAAGAGAGGAUUUGAUACCUUUUUUGGUUCCCUCUUGGGAAGUGGUGAUUACUAUACACACUACAAAUGUGACAGUCCUGGGAUGUGUGGCUAUGACUUGUAUGAAAAUGACAAUGCUGCCUGGGACUAUGACAAUGGCAUCUACUCCACACAGAUGUACACUCAAAGAGUUCAGCAGAUCUUAGCUUCCCAUGACCCCAGAAAGCCUCUAUUUUUAUAUAUUGCCUACCAAGCUGUUCACUCACCGCUGCAAGCCCCUGGCAGGUAUUUUGAACACUACAGAUCCAUUAUCAACAUAAAUAGACGGAGGUAUGCUGCCAUGCUUUCCUGCUUAGAUGAAGCAAUCAACAAUGUGACCCUGGCUCUGAAGACUUAUGGUUUCUACAACAACAGCAUUAUCAUAUACUCUUCAGAUAAUGGCGGCCAGCCCACAGCAGGAGGCAGUAACUGGCCUCUCAGAGGUAGCAAAGGAACAUACUGGGAAGGGGGCAUUCGGGCUGUCGGCUUUGUGCAUAGCCCACUUCUGAAAAACAAGGGAACAGUAUGUAAAGAGCUUGUGCACAUCACGGACUGGUACCCCACUCUGAUUUCACUGGCUGAAGGACAGAUUGAUGAGGACAUUCAACUGGAUGGCUAUGAUGUCUGGGAAACCAUAAGCGAAGGCCUUCGUUCACCCCGGGUGGAUAUUUUGCACAACAUUGACCCCAUUUACACCAAGGCAAAAAAUGGCUCCUGGGCAGCAGGCUAUGGGAUCUGGAACACUGCCAUCCAGUCAGCCAUCAGGGUGCAGCACUGGAAACUGCUUACAGGAAACCCUGGCUACAGCGACUGGGUUCCCCCUCAGUCUUUCAGCAACCUGGGGCCCAACCGGUGGCACAACGAACGAAUUAGCUUGUCAACUGGCAAAAGCGUCUGGCUCUUCAACAUCACAGCUGACCCCUAUGAGAGAGUGGACCUGUCUCACAGGUAUCCUGGAAUCGUGAAACAGCUCCUGCGGAGGCUCUCGCAGUUCAACAAAACCGCAGUGCCUGUCAGGUACCCCCCCAAAGACCCCAGAAGUAACCCUCGGCUCAAUGGAGGAGUCUGGGGACCAUGGUAUAAAGAGGAAUACAAGAAAAAGAAGCCCAGCAAAAAUAAGGCUGAGAAAAAGCGGAAGAAAAGUAAGACAAAGAAGAAACAGCAGAAAGCAGGUGCAUUUCCAAAUUGUCGUUCAGGUGUUUGCCAUUAUCGUGGAUAAGUACACAUUUUUUCCUGUCCGGAUAAACUUAAGUCAGUCUUAGUCUUUUAGCUGUCUUCUAGGUAAACCAGCAAAUCUGGCUCAAUACUGUCACUGCCACAAGCACCCGACUUAUUUUCCAGUCGUGCCACUCCAGAGAUUCCUGCUACCUGGUGGCCACGAGGAAAACAGGUCUAUUCAGUGCCAAAGGUGCUACUCUUGCAAGCCACACUUGGAGGAGAAUGGAGAUGUUUAUUUCUUUUGCUCCUUUGUGAAAGUGCUCAUUAAGGAUUUCAGCCCUUGUGCUUCAGUCAACGGACCCACCACGUGGCUUUAAACUGCAGUCAAUGAAUAUGUUAAUUUGAUGGAAGUUACAGGGUAGCGUGAUGAAAACUACCUUUGAUCAAGUACAGUCAAAGGUUGCCUCACCUCAAAAGGCCUUGAAAAAUAUUUUUUCAUAGUGAAUUAUUGUAUCUCUAUCUUAUGAUACUUGGGGUUUUUUUUAAAUUAAUUCCAUUUCACGUAUCAUUUCCUUUCCUGUAAAAAAGAGCUGUUUUCUCCCAUGUAAACAGCUUGCACCUCAUUUUAUCAUGCAUGAGGGAAUGGCAAAUAAGAACGUUUGAGCACACUGCCAAAACGUGAAUGUAACUAUUUUCUAAACACUUUAACAGAAUGACAUUUCAACAUAAAGUACAUAAUUUAUUUUACAGAAAAAAUAUUAAUUAUUUUGUUUUCAUAAAAAGUUAUACAAAAGACUUUUAAUUAUUUUAUUUUUAUUUUCUAUAUACUGUUAGAAGUCUAUUUCCUAUCUUCAAGAUUACCAAGCACUGUAAUACGAUAAAUUACUGUAAUACUGUGUGAAUUCAUAGAAUAUAAAAAGAAAAUUAAUCAGAAAAAAUGAUAAUCAUCAUUGUUCAUCCAUUAUUUUGAAUGUAAAAAGAUGAAUAUAUUCCUUACAAGUUACUUGGAAAUUCAGUGUUGUACGGGGUUGAGAGACAACUUUAUUGUUUCUAUCAUAAACACUUUAUUUAUGUGUCUUUAUUAUUAAAAUGACUUAUUUUACAGCACUAGCAUAUUUAGUGGGCUCUCCUGAUCUAAUUUCUAGAUAAAAUUAUAUUACUCAUCUUAACAACAAAAAUCCUUACAAAUAGGCAAUUGAAGGUAUGAUUUCCUAACAACCAUAGUAAAUAAUAUGGAUUUUGCAAAUAAGAGGUGUUUCCAACUUGGCUAUUUCAUAGAGAAAAAUAUUCUUUUGUUAAUCUGUAACAUUUAUAAUGAUCGUACUCUUACCCAAAGCGGACAUGGUGGGGAUGUGAUUUUCAGUUCUCUAUUAAUGACCAUAACUUUUUCAAGGAAAAUAAAUUAGCCCACAGCCUUCUAUCCGGAAAUGGCUUCCAGGAUGUUGUUCGCUAUUUGCAAGAAUACCUGCCCCCUGCACAUGGUGUUAGGUAGGCUCUGACUUAAGAGGAGUGGCUCUUGCAGGGUGCCUGGGUGGCUCAGUUGGUUAAGCAGCUGCCUUUGGCUGAGGUCAUGAUCCUGGGCUCCCUGCUCAGUGGGGAGUCUGCUUCUGAGCCUCCCCGCAAUUGUGUGCUGCGUGCUCUCACUCUCUCAAAUAAAUAAAUAAAUCUUUA